Messenger RNA from Drosophila hydei, 3726 nucleotides. RefSeq names its product Krueppel homolog 1 (gene Kr-h1). Gene Ontology annotation, cellular component: nucleus. The transcript is spliced from 4 exons. Bases 741 to 3284 code for a protein of 847 amino acids. Gene Ontology annotation, molecular function: DNA-binding transcription activator activity, RNA polymerase II-specific; RNA polymerase II cis-regulatory region sequence-specific DNA binding. The record is from RefSeq and is a predicted model, not a curated record. Gene Ontology annotation, biological process: regulation of transcription by RNA polymerase II. Lineage: Eukaryota; Metazoa; Arthropoda; Insecta; Diptera; Drosophilidae.
CAACAACAACGAGCGCAAAUUAAACUUGAAAAUAUAUAUGAAAAUAAAUAAAGAAAACAAAUUAGACGUUAGCAGCAAAACGUCGCCAAAGCUAAGGCAGCGUCACACCCACACACACACUCACACGAAUAUACGGUUCGCUUGCUCGCGCUCGCGCUCUCGCUCUCGCUCACACAACGAUUAAGAACAGUCAACCUUUGGCUGCGUCAACUGCGCUGCUGCUCAGCUCAGCUGCCUGCUGCUGCUGCUCAAUUCUUAUACAGUUUUUAAUAUCAGACAGCGACGAUCGUUGCGUUCGCUCAGUCAGCGCUGUUGCCUCGCGUAACUUAGUUCUGAUUCUAACGGACGUACGCAUACACACACACGUUCACGCUCAAAACAGAAUUUGGUAAUUUGCCGAGCGACAAGUGCAGACUUGUUAUGCGCCUUUAAAGCAGCAGCAAAAGUAAGAGAGUGAGAGAGAGGCAACGCUUUCGAUUAACGUUCCGCGGCGAUUAUUUUGUUCAUGCCUCGCCUUGAGUGCGCAACAGUGAAAAAGUUCUACAAAACACUUGCCGCCCGUCAACUCGCGCGACAACAAGUGUUUUUAACAAAAUCAAAAAUAAAUAGCAACAGCAAAAUAACAGUACACUCUUCGUGCAAAUAUAUCUCAAUAAAACGAUCUCCGAUCAAGCGACAAUUUUGAUUUGCACUUUUGGGAAUAAUUUCGGCAGCCGCAAGGAAUAUACUGUCAAUAUUUUAUGGUGGAUUUUCUUUUAAUAUAUGAUUCAUCCACAACCAACAUGGUUUACUAUCCCGCUAAUCAGCUGCUCAUAAAGACGGAGCAACCCGCCCAGACGCAAUUCUGUCUGCAGACGCCACUCAUUGCGACGGGCGGUGGCGGUAUUAGUGUUGCGCCACCUGGCGGACAGCACGAACACUAUGAGGUAUUGCAGACGCCACAGCAGCGACAAUUGCAGCAGCAGCAGCAACAGCAACAGCAGCAACAACUUGCCAACUAUCAGUUGGUGCUGCAACAACAACAACAACAACAUGAAAGUAUUACAACAACUGCAGCUGCAGCAACAACAACAACACUGCAGCAGCAGCGCAUCAAAACAGAAUUGCCACCAGCCUAUGGUGCAACAACAGCAGCUGCUGCAGCAACAGCAAAAGCAAAAAUUGCCACGACCCGCAAACCGAACGUCAACAAGCCGCAAUUCAAGUGCGAACAGUGUGGCAUGACCUUUGGCAGCAAAUCCGCCCACACGUCGCACACAAAGUCGCAUGCAAAGAAUGCAGAUCUUGCCAUGGGCCUCAAGUCGGGCCUGGCCAGCAGCAGUUCGAGUUCCAGCACCGGUUCCGGUUCCAGUUCCGCUGGCAACACGCCGCCCAUCGAACUCAACGAGGCGGGCCUGCCACUGGGCAUACCAAAGAGUCCCACCAUCAAGCCGCUGGCCAAUGUCGCCGCCGGCGCCGAUCCCUAUCAGUGCAAUGUGUGCCAGAAGACGUUUGCGGUGCCAGCACGAUUGAUUCGCCACUAUAGAACGCACACGGGCGAGCGUCCGUUUGAGUGCGAGUUCUGCCACAAGCUGUUCAGUGUGAAGGAGAAUCUGCAGGUGCAUCGGCGCAUCCACACCAAGGAGCGGCCGUACAAGUGCGAAGUGUGCGAAAGGGCGUUCGAGCACUCCGGCAAGCUGCAUCGGCACAUGCGCAUCCAUACGGGCGAAAGGCCGCACAAGUGUUCCGUCUGCGAGAAGACGUUCAUUCAGUCCGGCCAGCUGGUCAUCCAUAUGCGCACGCACACGGGCGAGAAGCCGUACAAGUGCCCGGAGCCGGACUGCGGCAAGGGCUUCACCUGCUCCAAGCAGCUGAAGGUGCACUCGCGCACCCACACGGGCGAGAAGCCCUAUCAUUGUGACAUUUGCUUCCGUGACUUCGGCUACAAUCAUGUGCUCAAGCUGCAUCGCGUCCAGCACUAUGGCGCCAAGUGCUACAAGUGCACCAUUUGCGACGAGACCUUCAAGAACAAGAAGGAGAUGGAGGCGCACAUCAAGGGCCACGCCAACGAGCUGCCCGAGGAUGAGGUGGAGGCCGCGGCAGCGGCAGCUGCUGCAGCAGCCUCGGCAACAGGCGCUGCCAACGGCUCGUCCUCGUCCAUAGCCAGCAACUCCGAGAGCAGCAACAAUUCACCGCCCAGCUCGCCACCGGCUGUUAAGAAGCCACGUCAGCCACGUGGCGCCAAAGCCGUUGCAGUUGCAGUGGCUGCUGCGGCAGCGCCUCUCUCACCUAGCUCCGUCUCAUCCACGUACUCGCCGGCUAGCAGUCAGGCCUCCACACCGCCGCAAUAUCUGGCCACAACGGAUGCAUUGAGUCGCGACAGCGGCGUGUCCAGCGCCCAGCUGUUGCCCAGCUAUGCGGAGGAGGAUUUGCCCACGGACCUGAGCAUGCAACAGCCGGCGGCAGCCACCGCUCAGCAGCAGCCACAAUUUAUUUACUAUCAGCCACAACCGGCGUCCAGUUUAGUCGAGCUGCAGCCAACAGCAGCAGCAGCAGCAGCAGCAGCUUCUUCCCCCAUAGCCGGCUUAUCCAUCAAUCCAGCGCUGCUCGAAGCGGCAAGCAUAGCGAGACGCGAUCACGACGAGGUCAGUGACAACGAUGAGGAUGUGCAACAGGCGGCUUGGCAAAUGAUGCAGCUGCGACGCGGUCAUGCGGCUGCAUCGCAGCCACAGGCACAGUCCCAGCCCCAGCCACAGCCUCAGCCACAGCCACAGCUACACGUUGCAACCCAACCCACUUUACUAGUCAGCGAUCUGGCAGCUAACUAUGAUGACACCCACGAGGCGAACGUGCUGAUCGAGCACUUCAAACGCGGCGAUUUGGUGCAUCAUGGACUGCACAAGGCCUAUGCCCGGCCGGUGCCAAUCUAUGAAUCCUCCCUGAAGAAUCCGGAUAUAGUGCGUCGCGUGGAGGCGGCCAUUGGACUGCGCUCCAGCACCGAGUCGCCAGAGCGCAGUUCCUCGCCCGAAAGCGAUUCCCUAAUGAUGGCCGAUCGCAACGUGAUGACGCUGCCACUGCGCAAGCGCAAGCAUUAUAUGAAUGAGGGUGAGGUCAACAAUGGCGGCGGCAGCUGCUCCAACAGUGCAGCGGCAGCGGCGGCGGCGGCGGCGAGUGGAGUGGGCGGAGGAGCUGUUAAUGAGUCAGCCGGAACAGCAGCGAGUGCUGCCGAUGGCGCCACAAGCAGCACGGCCGGCUCCAAGGUGAUGCGCAUGAGCUCUGUCAUCCAGUUUGCCAAGGCUUCGUAGUGGGCGUGGCAGCGGCAAUCAGCAUAAAGACUGUUCAACAAAUUCUAACUGAAAUUAGUUUUACUUUAAAAUAAUGCAUGCAUUGCAUAAUUUACGUUUUUAUUUAGCAGCGAGAAAUGCCAAAAGUAUUAUACAAAAGAGGAAGAGCAAGAAAUAUGUUUUUAAACAAAAAAAAAAAAAGAAAGAAAAGAUAAGAAAAUUAAUAUCCUAUUACGUUUACAUUGUAUACUUUUUGACUACGUGGAUUUUGUUAAAUAUUUGUUUUUUCUUCUCUUAAAUUUAUGUUUCCGAUUAAGUUAACAAUUGCAGCGAUUGGCGUGGCAAUUCCUUUUCUUUAAAUAAGUUGAAAAAUGAAUUGAGAAACAAUGAAAUCCAACCGGAGAAGAGAGAAAAGAAAAACAAUAAUAAGUUACGUACAUAAUUGAAUACAAUUAAUUAUUUA